Messenger RNA from Mollisia scopiformis, 700 nucleotides. RefSeq lists its product as uncharacterized. Bases 1 to 663 code for a protein of 220 amino acids. The transcript has 3 exons. The record is from RefSeq and is a predicted model, not a curated record. NCBI's taxonomy places the organism in Eukaryota, Fungi, Ascomycota, Leotiomycetes, Helotiales, Mollisiaceae.
AUGAAAGCUAUCCUGUCUGGUUCCACGGGGUUCAUUGGGGGUGAAAUCCUCAACCAAGCUCUUACACAUCCUUCUAUCACCUCUCUCGUCUGUAUCACUCGAAAGCCCCUUCCAGAAGCGGUGGCAAACAAUCCCAAAGUCAAGGUCGUAAUCAUUAAAGACUUCCUUUCGUACCCGCCUGAGACAAGGGCCCUUGGAUCCCCUGCUCACAAAAAUCCAAAUCUCGAGGACUGCAAAAAGAUUGAGAUUGGAUACACACAUGCAGCAGCUGAAACAUUUUCCAAAUCUCUUGUUCCAUCACUGAAGAGUCAAGGCAAGAGCUUUCGUUUUGUGUACUUAAGUGGCAAGAUGGCCGAACGAGACACAGACAAGAAGUUGUGGUUUAUGCAUAAUGCAAGAUCUAUCAAGGGACAAGUAGAGAACGGUCUUCUUGCGAUUCAAGAGAAAGAGCCGGGCUUUGAGGUCUCCGUUGCACGACCAGGAGGCGUACUUGCAAAGGAUAGCAUCAUUCCAAGUAUCUUGGUCGGAAUCACCAUGUCGAUAAAGGUCGACGAGCUGGCUGCUGCUAUGAUCUCAGAAGCUACAGCGAACAGCAAAGGGACGAGGACGCUGGAAUGCGAUGCUUUAAGGAAGAAGGGUAAUGAAAUCUUGAAGGGAAAUUGAUUGGAAGACAUUGGGUAAUUUUGUACAAUAUUCAAGG